Molecule: messenger RNA, 537 nt
Organism: Rosa rugosa (rugosa rose)
Lineage: Eukaryota; Viridiplantae; Streptophyta; Magnoliopsida; Rosales; Rosaceae
Product: F-box/kelch-repeat protein OR23-like
Exons: 1
Coding region: 1-537 (178 amino acids)
Molecular function (GO): protein binding
Source: RefSeq, a predicted model, not a curated record
AUGCCCUGUAACCCCCACGUCUACAGCCUCUGCAACUUUACCUCCGUCGCGAUCGGGCCCCACCUUGACGGCUCUCUCUUCGACACGAGCUCCUUCCUAAUCGAUCGCCCCACGCAGUUGUCGGCGGUGUUCCGGUUUGACUUCACCACCACCACCUGGGAGUACCACGCACCAAUGCUAACCUCGCGCCGGAGCUUCGCGUGUGCGAAGGUUCUGGAUUCCGACCAGAUCAUCGUCGCCGGAGGCGGUUCCCGCCACACCAUGUUCAGCGCAGCCGGGAGCAGGAUGACCUCGGUGGAAAGGUAUGAUAUAUGUAGAGACGAGUGGGUGGCCAUGGAAGGGCUGCCGAGCUUUCGGGCCUGGUGUGUGGGGUUCUUUGCUGGAGAUGUGGAGGAGAGGGAGUUUUGGGUGAUGGGCGGGUACGGCCAGGCUAGGACUAUAUCGGAGGUGGUGUCGGUGGAUGAGUAUUACCAGAAUGCGGUGGUAAUGGAAUUGACGAAUCGGAAUAGUGAUGGCAUGUGGAGGGAGACAGGUUGA